CAUUUUCUUUAUCCUCACUUCACUCAUUUUAAUCUCCAAAGCUGAAAUCCAUUCCCUUUUUAAACGUUUCUCACUCUUUAGCUCUGCAAGAUUUCUUCAUCCCCUUUCAUUUUUAGCUUCUAAUUCUAAAAUCUCAAGUUACACACAUUCUUGAUAAUGACAGACGACAGAGUUUACCCGUCUGGAAAACCAAAUGGCGCCGCCGCAGCAGCCCCCGUGGCGGUGAAUCCCGCAAAGGGACAACUUUACAACCCCACGCGCCACCCCUACCGGCCGAGUAUUCCGGCGGCUCAAAACCCGCGCAGCAAGUACAAGCACAAGCACCGACGAGCGUUCAGCUGCCGGCGGUGCGUGUGCCUCACGUGCUUCUGGUCAAUCCUCGUCCUGCUCGUGAUUCUCCUCCUCGCCGCCAUCGCCGCCGCGGCGUUCUACGCGCUGUACCGGCCGCAUCGGCCGAUGUUCUCCGUCACAUCCCUGAAAAUCUCGAGCUUCAACCUGACUACGACGCCGGCCGACGAUUCGACCCACCUCACCACGAAGAUCAACAUCACCGUCUCCGCCAAAAACCCUAACAAAAAAUUCGCAUUCCUCUACGAUCCGAUGUCCAUCUCCGUCCUCUCCUCCAACUCCGUGAAUCUCUCGAGCGGGUCCUUCUCGAAUUUCACCGACUCCCCCGACAGCAUUUCGAUCAUCCACGCGGCGACGGCGCUGAAUUCGCAGGUGCUGGACGCCGACUCGUUGAAGUCGCUGCAAUCGGAUCUGAAGCGGCGGAGAGGACUGCCGAUGGAAAUCGUGAUGGACACGAUGCUGGGGGUAAAAUUGGAAAAACACAAGAUGAAGAAGAUAGGGAUCAGAGUGAAGUGCGGGGGCAUCCAUGGAAUUGUGCCCAAGGGCAAAAUUGUAAAACCCGUCGUCGCCACCACUUCCGAUGCAAAGUGUAAGGUUGAUCUCCGCCUCAAGAUCUUCAAAUGGACCUUCUGAUCAACUAAUUUCAUCACUCACUCAUUAAAUCGUUCUUUUAUUAUUAUUUUUUUGUUUCUCUUUACAAAAUAUAUAUAUCACAUUUUUAUUUCAUUAUAAUAUAUAUAUCAUAUACUCACUUGGGGUAUGCCUUUCAUUGUAGAAACUAGAAAAUACAAUGCAUAUUUUGUCUCAAUUUUAUUUAUUUAUUUAUUUGUAAGGAUUAUAUAUGAAUGUCAAUAGAAAUUAUUCUUGUUAUCAA
Andrographis paniculata is the source of this 1222-nucleotide messenger RNA. Its product is annotated as NDR1/HIN1-like protein 6. The coding region runs from base 157 to 981 and encodes 274 amino acids. Gene Ontology annotation, cellular component: plasma membrane. The transcript has a single exon. Lineage: Eukaryota; Viridiplantae; Streptophyta; Magnoliopsida; Lamiales; Acanthaceae. The record is from RefSeq and is a predicted model, not a curated record.